AUGGGGAACCGCGGCAGCAAGCGCAAAGACGAUGGAGGUGACGACGUUCAAGAAGACCCGACACGUAAAACCACUCGCACCACCAGCGAGUUGGCCAGCACGAACCCGUUCAGACCCAACAACCGCAAAUGCACGGACGUUCUGUGCCUGCUCUUCUUCGUCGUCUUCUGGAUCGGCAUGAUCAUCAUCGCCGGCGUCGGGUACCAGCACGGCAAGCCGCAGCGACUCAUCUACGGCACGGACUGGAUGGGGCGGACGUGCGGCGCCAAAGCGGAGAAGACCGACAACGUGCCGGCCUACGACUUCACUGACUACAAGUACAUGAUCUACCCGCGGCUGUCGGAAGACCUCAUGGCCCUGGCUGCCUCGGGUCUCAGCACCAAGCAGCUCGCGAGUCCGUCAACGCUUCGGAAGCUGUUCGGCGUGUGCGUCUCGUCCUGCCCGCUGCUCACCGAAUCGACCAACGAUCUAUACGUGCACGCGUACCUCGACUACGAGAUGCACAAGGAGCCCGUGAACGAGGACGACACAAGCGCCGGCUCCACCAUGGAGUACGACAAGGCUGGGUCGCCCUGGAAGCUCAUCACCAACUCCAGCAACGUGCUGUAUCGCUGCGUGGAGCUCACCAAGAUCGAGGUCACCGAGAGCGCCCGUUGCAUCGACGACUGCACGGACGACGAGCUGAAGAACUACCAGGUCGGCACGCCCUUGACCUGCGGUACCGACGAGACGAAGAACCCGUUCCGAGACUGCGGCGACAAGACUUGCGCUGAAAUGGUCACGGAUCUGCGACCGAACUGCACGAGCUUGGAGUCGACGCGGCAGGAGCGACAGAUCGGCUCCACCACCGAAGACCCCGUGACCAAGAUGCUCAGUCGCAAAUGGUACAUGGUAGCGCGCUGGCUGGGCGACCUGCAGAAGGCUGCGUUCCCCAUCUUGAUCUGCGGCGGGCUGUUUGCGCUGGUUCUGGGCAUGAUCUGGCUCGUGCUGCUGCGCUACUGCGCCGGGCUCUUCGUGUGGCUCGUGAUCGUGCUCGUGGUCAUCAUGCAGAUCGUCGUCACCGUAUUCUGCGCGUACGAAGGCAACUUGAUCGACAGCACGAGCAUGCAGAGUAGUUUGACGGGCAUGGGCGUGUCGUCCGAGAACGCACAAGCUGUCAUGACCGCAACCACGACGUACAUCACAUCUGCAGGCAUCACUGCAGCAGAGGACCAGGCUCACUACUGGGCCAUCGCCUGCUACGUCCUCACUGCGAUCGACGUACUGCUGCUCCUGUUGUUGAUCUUCAUGUGUGGCCGCAUCCGCAUCGCCAUCGGCAUCAUCCGGGAGGCUUCCAAGGCGCUGCAGUCCAUGCCCAUGCUGACGCUGUACCCGAUCGUGCCGACGUUCUUCGCAGUCGGGCUGGUGGUCUACUGGUUAGUGGCGGCCGCGUACAUCGCGACGUCCGGCAAGGUUUCGCUCAAUGACGUGGCCAGCACAGCGUCCGGGGCCACGGGGGCGAACGUUGGGCCAGUAGUGCCCGUGCAAAUGAAGGAGGACGACACCAUGCACUACCUGAUGAUCUACCACCUCUUCGGGUUGCUCUGGACGAGUCAAUUCAUCCAGGCCGCAGCGUACGCCACCAUCGCCGGUGCCUUCUGCGAGUACUACUGGACGCUGGACAAGCGUCAGGUGCCUGCCCGACCCGUGCUGCGCUCGGUGUGGCGAACGAUCCGCUAUCACUUCGGAUCCGUGGCCUUCGGCAGCCUCAUCAUCGCCAUCGUUCAGUUCCUGCGUAUUGCACUCGAGUACGUCGACCAGAAGAUGCGCGCGGCCAAGCAGGGCAACGCUGUCGUUAAGGUGGCCAUGAUGUGCUUCAAGUGCUUCCUCUGGUGCUUCGAGAAGUGCCUCAAGUUCCUCAACAAGAACGCCUUCAUCGUCAUGGCCAUGAAAGGCCGGAGCUUCUGCCCGUCCAUGAAGGACUCGUUCUCACUGCUGCUGGCCAACGCCGCGCGCGUCGCCACCGUCAGCAUCAUCGCGCGCUUCCUCAUGAUCCUCGGCAAGAUCUUCAUCACGGGCUUCUGCAUGCUCUUCAUGUUCGUCUUCAUCCGGUAUCCGCCCACGCACCUGCCCAGCUUCUUCAUGGGCGACCUCGCCAGCGUGAGCAGCCCUAUCUUCCCCAUGCUGCUCACCGGCGUGCUGAGCUACGCGACGGCCUCAUUCUUCCUGGACGUGUACGGCACUGGCAUCGACACCAUCCUGCUCUGCUUCUGCGAAGACUGCUCCGUCAACAAGACCUCCGAGCAGUACUAUAUGAGCGACGAGCUGGUCGCCUUCAUCGAGGGGCCUGCAAAGCACAACGCCUUCAACGUCUAUCAGCGCAGUCUCUCCAACACGCGCGACAGCGUAGCCGCCCCAGCCCCGGCAACAGCUCAGCCCAUCUACAACGCGCAUACGGGCCCCAUGACCAAGGUCAAAUGA
Phytophthora sojae is the source of this 2460-nucleotide messenger RNA. RefSeq lists its product as hypothetical. The coding region runs from base 1 to 2460 and encodes 819 amino acids. The record is from RefSeq and is a predicted model, not a curated record. The transcript has a single exon. Gene Ontology annotation, molecular function: transmembrane transporter activity. NCBI's taxonomy places the organism in Eukaryota, Oomycota, Peronosporomycetes, Peronosporales, Peronosporaceae. Gene Ontology annotation, biological process: transmembrane transport. Gene Ontology annotation, cellular component: membrane.